Messenger RNA from Brassica rapa (field mustard), 1899 nucleotides. Its product is annotated as 3-oxoacyl-[acyl-carrier-protein] reductase FabG. Gene Ontology annotation, molecular function: oxidoreductase activity. Lineage: Eukaryota; Viridiplantae; Streptophyta; Magnoliopsida; Brassicales; Brassicaceae. The record is from RefSeq and is a predicted model, not a curated record.
AUCGAUUUUACUUAAGUUUUGGUUACAAAUAGGUACAAAUCAGGUAUUUUAAAACUGAAGAACCGUUUUUACUCAUGUUUUGGUUAUAAAAUAUGUAAAAAUCAGGUACUUUUAAACCGAAAAACCGAUUGGGACACGAACCCGAAAGUAUAUUGGAUUGUGCCGGUUCUUUGAAGAUUUACUAACUCCGACCCGAACCCGGUAGAACCCAAAACGGUCCCAAACCGAACUUUCAUAUAAUCUGAAUGGGGCUGAUUUUGAUAAACCCGAAAAACCGAAACCCGUUUGGAUAAAACCGAAACCCGAUUGGGACCCCGAAUGCCCAUGCCUAUAUUUAUCUCUAUAGUUUACUAAAUAGUGGGGUUGAUUGGUUGAGAUGUAUCUUUAAAUUUGUGUUGUAAAAUUUUGGUUGUAUAAAUUUUGAUGUAGUUGUAUCUGCUGCAACAAUGCGUUUUUCCUAUGGCCUAUAAAAUAUUAUUUUAGGAAAUAGGGUUUUACAGCCGUUUCUAUUCUUGGAUGUAGCUUUAGAAAUUGAUAUAAAGUAUAAUUGGUAUUUUUAAAUAUUGUAGAUAAAAGUUAAAGCUAAAAUUAUCUACGGACUAAACAAUCAUCUUCGUAUACUUUAGAAGAAAGAUUGCUACAACCAUAUUUUAAAACCUUUUUACUUUUCUUUUUGGUCAACUAAAACCUUUUUUACUUUAACUUUCAAAACUAGGUGAAACAGGAUUAGUGAUUUUUAUGAUUAUAGGUAAAAACAUUAAAAUUAAAGAUAUAUGGUACAUCUUAACCAAUCGCCCUCUUUCCCUCCCUUCCCCAGGUCUUUAUAAAUGUGUUAUGGCCUUCUCCUUCUUCGCUGAACACACACCAGAGAAAGUAAUAUGAACAAUCAUCAAACGACGCAGGUGUUGAACCAACUAGAGCCAUGGUCUGAGCUUAAAGACAAAGUGGUUCUUCUGACAGGAGCUUCUUCUGGUAUUGGACGAGAGGUCUGUCUUGAUUUGGGCAAAGCCGGUUGUAAGAUUAUCGCAGCAGCUCGUCGCGUCGACCGUCUUGAAUCUCUCUGCUCUGAAAUCAACAGCUUAAGUUCAACCGGAAUAAUAUUAGCCGCACCGCUCGAGCUAGACGUUUCAUCAGACGCAGCCACCAUUCAGAAAGCGGUCAAACAAGCUUGGGACAUCUUUGGAAAGAUAGAUGUGUUGAUCAACAACGCUGGAAUCAGAGGCAAUGUCAAGACGUGUUUGCACUUGUCUGAAGACGAGUGGGACAGAGUCUUCAGAACCAACUUAACCGGAGCUUGGUUAGUAUCCAAAUACGUCUGCAGUUUAAUGAGGGACGCUAAAAGCGGUGGCUCGGUGAUAAACAUCUCGUCCAUCGCCGGUCUCCACCGCGGUAUGUUACCCGGUGGAGUCGCAUAUUCUUGUUCUAAAAGCGGUGUUGACAUCAUGACAAAGAUGAUGGCUAUUGAGUUAGGUGUGUACAAUAUAAGAGUGAACUCGAUCGCACCGGGGAUUCUUAAGUCAGAGAUCACUCAAGGUCUACUGCAAAAAGAGUGGCUUAAGAAAGUGACCGAGAGGACUACACCGUUAAAGGUGCAGCAGACCGUGGAUCCGGGAAUUACCUCGCUGGUUCGCUAUCUCAUUCAUGACUCUUCUCGAUAUGUCUCAGGAAAUAUAUACAUUCUUGACUCUGGAGGUACAAUACCUGGCCUGCCCAUUUUUUCUUGUCUUUGAGCCUCAAAUCUUGUGUGUUGUAAUAAAAACAAUGGUUGAGAUUAGGGCUGGGCAGAAGGCGAGUAUUCACUAUUUUGCGUGUACUUGCUACUUAACUUGCCUUAUACAAGUAAUAAAAUUUUCGACUUGUACUUGACUUGUUAAAAACGAAUACUUACCAGUUUGAAUA